Messenger RNA from Homalodisca vitripennis (glassy-winged sharpshooter), 1152 nucleotides. RefSeq names its product cuticle protein 16.5-like. The transcript is spliced from 3 exons. NCBI's taxonomy places the organism in Eukaryota, Metazoa, Arthropoda, Insecta, Hemiptera, Cicadellidae. The record is from RefSeq and is a predicted model, not a curated record. Bases 74 to 994 code for a protein of 306 amino acids.
CGCCCCGGCCCGCUAUAUAUAGCGGACACUGCUUCUAUAGUUACUACAGUCCUGACACACAGACCUGCACAAUAUGUACAAGCUGGUGGUGUUGUCUGCCCUCCUGGCCGUGGCGGCCUGCAAGCCUAGUGGCGUUUACCCAGCCGCUACCGCUCCCCUGGCCGCUAAGGUAGCCGCGGUCGCUCCUGCCGUGGCUUACGCUGCCGGACCAGCAGUUGUAGCCGCCCCUGCCCAUGCUGUUGCCUACGCCGCCGGCCAUGCCGUUGCCCCAGCACCCGCCGUAUACGCUGCCCCCGCCGUAGCCCCCGCUGCGGCUGUAGCCUAUGCCGCUCCUGCCCCCGCCGUAUAUGCUGCCCCCGCCGUAGCCCCCGCACCAGCAGUCGCUUACGCCGCUCCUGCCGUAGCCCCUGCCCCCGCCGUCUACGCCGCCCCCGCUACCGCCAUCACUAAGACCGUCCACUAUGCUGAGACUCCCGUUGUUACCGGAUACACAUCCACCAUUGUCAAGCCUAACCUCGGUAGUCUGGCCACUCCUGCCGCCACUGUGUCUCAAACCCCCGUCGUCGCCCCUGCCAGGGCCGUGCAGACUGUCGUCCCUCAGGUCACCCAGGUGGAGCCUGAGGUCAGCGUACAGAAGGUGCCCGUCGAUGUCCCCGUCCACACCCCUGUGGUCAGCGAGGUCGAGGUUCGUACACCUGUAGUUCAGGGACCCGCUGUCGUCGCCGCCCCUGCCCCUGUGGCUUACGCUGCCCCUGCUGCUCCCGUAGUCGCCGCCCCCGCCCGUGUGGCCUACGCUGCCCACGCCGCCCCCGCUAGUGUGGCUUACGCUGCCCACGCCGCCCCCGCUAGUGUGGCUUACGCUGCCCAUGCCGCCCACGUAGUCGCCGCCCCUGCCCCCGUGGCAUACGCUGCCCAUGCCGUCGCUCCCGCCGUGGCUCCUGCCCAUCUCGCCUACGCCGGCCACCCCGUUAAGGCCCAUGGCUACGCUUACUAGACCUGGAAUAAUCCGACCUUAGGUUAUCAAAUUUAUGUAAAAUAUUGAUUUGGUCACGGUAUUCUCUCGCAACACCUCGCCCUCGCAAUAAAUUAUCAAUCCAUGUUGCAUCUGUGAUAAUACUGUUACUAAUUAAAAUAUUUUAUUUAAAACACAAA